Molecule: messenger RNA, 2165 nt
Organism: Thelazia callipaeda (thelaziosis nematode)
Lineage: Eukaryota; Metazoa; Nematoda; Chromadorea; Rhabditida; Thelaziidae
Source: the annotation of a GenBank genome assembly
AUGGUUAAAGAGCUUUGUCAUCGAUGCUCGAAACCUGUUUAUCCUACGGAUAAAGUUGGUCCACUGAAGGAUUACACGUUUUUUCAUCAAGGAUGCUUCAAGUGCUAUAUUUGCGGUACACGUUUAGCGCUUAAAACCUAUUGCAACAAUCGUAAUGAUACCAGUGAUCAGGAAAUAUACUGCAACAGUCAUGUACCUGUGGCAGGACCUCACGAUUUACCACCUAUUCGUAAUGGUGUUAGUAAUGGAACUAAUCGUAGCAAUGGAUUUCGUCGUGAUGCCGGCCUCAGUGACUUAAAAAUUGCGCAUGCAAUUAAAGCAACGCAAGUAUCAAAACCAUAUCCGAAAAUUAAGCAUGCCGGUGCCCGUUACGUAGUGGAUUAUGAUGCUCAGACUAGACUGGAAUUAAUCCAUAGGAAAGACGAAGAUAAACUUUAUGAAGCCUUUGAUGAAAACAAGAAACGUGAAUAUGAUGAAUUCGAACGCGAAACGAAAGAAGAAUGGGAACGAGCAUUGGCUGAUUUUGCGCGGAAAUAUGAAAAAGGUCAAGUUGGCAAUAAGAACAAAGAAGAUUUAAUCAGGCAUUUGACGAUAAAACGGGACAAAAAGUUGGAAACAUUGCAUCAGCAACGUAAAGAACGUGAACGUGUACAAACAGCGGAAUUGCUAGAUCGACAAGCUAAAGAAAUGUUAGAAUUGUUCAAGCAAGCUCGAGUGGAAUGUGAGGAAGAUUCAUCUAAUAGUGGCCCACCAUCAUAUCCCACUACACCCCCACCACCACAACCCCCAAUCUGUAGCAAACGAGAUAUUUAUACGAAUACAAUGGUAUUUGAAGCAAUAGAUGAAAUAGCAAUUACAUUGGCUCAAUCGGAGAUCACUACAUUUACUCAGUUAAUCCGAACUCUAACUGCUAAUGCACGGAAUGACAUCGAAAAAGCUAGAGCCAUCUAUCGAUGGAUUACGAUCAAAAAUUUAAAUGUAAUGCAAUUUGACAGUCGUUUGGAUAGCAAUACUCCGUUGGGUUUAUUGCGUGGGAUUAAAUAUGGUACUGAAAGCUAUCAUGUUUUGUUCAAACGGCUUUGCAGCUAUGCUGGAUUACAUUGCGUUGUCAUCAAAGGCUAUAGCAAGUCAGCCGGAUAUCAACCUGGAUUUCGGUUCGAAGACAACAGAUUCCGAAAUACCUGGAAUGCAGUGUAUUUGAGUGGAUCCUGGCGUUUCGUACAGUGCAAUUGGGGUGCUCGACAUUUGGUAAACGCAAGAGAAGGAAAUACACGAGUAACUAGUAAGAGUGAUAGUUUACGAUAUGAAUAUGAUGAUCAUUAUUUUAUGACUGAUCCUCAGGAAUUUAUUUACGAAUUCUUCCCGCAGGAACCUCAGUGGCAACUUUUGGAAAAUCCCGUAACGUUGCGUCAGUUCGAGGCAUUGCCAUUUGUGCGUUCACUUUUCUUCCGUUAUGGCCUCAGUUUCACUGACCCCAAGUUGCAAGCUGUUGUUAAGGCCGAUCGAAGUGGUGCCGCAACAGUUUCAGUUACGAUGUCAAAUCAAGCAAUGAAUUCCUUAAUAUUUCAUUAUAACCUCAAAUAUUUUGAUUGCGAUGAAACUGAAGUAGAUGGCUACAGUCUGAAACGUUUUGUGAUGCAGUCAGUAAUUGGUAAUUCGGCAAUAUUCCGGGUGCAUUGUCCAUCUACGAUGCCACUACUUUUAGACAUUUUUGCUAACGCCGUAUCACCUGGGCAUUACCUCACCGGACAACCUAUCAAAUUUAAAAGUGUUUGCAAAUUUAAAAUUAUUUGUGAGCAAUUAAAUGUAAUUAUGGUGCCAUUACCUGAAUGUGCCAGUGGGGAAUGGGGUCCAGCAAAGGCAUAUCGGUUGUUUGGUCUGAUACCAUUGACGCACGAAGAUGCAAUCAUUAGUUGUGGUCGUACACUUGAAAUCACUUUUAGAAUGGUGAAACCAUUAGCUGAGUUUGUGGCAUCACUACAUAUGAAUCGAACGGAUGAUCGUAACUUACAAGGUCAAUGUCAAACAUCAAUACGUGGAGACGUAGUUAGGAUUGAAGUUGAAUUCUAUGAAAGUGGGCAAGAAAAUUCAACGGUAAUACUGAACGGUGGUAAACAGCUGUUAACACACUGCUGUAAAUAUCUAAUCAAUGUACGAAUAUAAUG